Messenger RNA from Scophthalmus maximus (turbot), 7156 nucleotides. RefSeq names its product oxysterol binding protein 2b (gene osbp2b). Gene Ontology annotation, cellular component: cytosol; intracellular membrane-bounded organelle; membrane. Bases 240 to 2540 code for a protein of 766 amino acids. The record is from RefSeq and is a predicted model, not a curated record. Gene Ontology annotation, molecular function: cholesterol binding. Lineage: Eukaryota; Metazoa; Chordata; Actinopteri; Pleuronectiformes; Scophthalmidae. The transcript has 15 exons.
AGUCAUGGCAUCGCCUCUCCUCCGUCCCCCGGUGUCCUUUCCGGCGUCAUGUGAAAGUGGCUGGCGGCGGUAGACCGGACCCCCCCUCCUCCUCCUCCUCCCCCUCCUCCUCCUCCAUCCAGCUCAUUCGUCCGCUGAUGUCCACGCCCCGGUUCCUCCUCUGGUGGGGUUAGUGUCCCUCGCACCCCGCUGCCCACGGUCCAUCCCGCACCUUUCGGCGUGCGGCGGCGCAGCGGAGGAUGAGCGAGCAAGGGAAGGGCUCAGCAUCCGCCUCAGCAGCCGCGGCCCCGGCUCCGGCUGCCGGCUCGGACACGUACAAGGGCUGGCUGUUCAAAUGGACCAACUAUCUGAAGGGGUACCAGCGGCGGUGGUUUGUCCUCAGCAAUGGCCUGCUCUCAUACUACAGGACGCAGGCGGAGAUGGCCCACACGUGUCGCGGGACAAUAAACCUGGCCACCGCACACAUCGACACGGAGGACGCCUGCAAUAUUGUCCUGAGCAGUGGUGGCCGCACUUACCACCUGAAGGCCAGCACAGAGGUGGAGCGGCAGAGAUGGGUCACGGCACUGGAGCUGGCCAAAGCCAAAGCCAUCCGCAUGAUGAACGAUCAGUCUGAUGAUUCAGGGGACGAGGAGCCCACAUCCCAGUCAGACCGCAGCGAGCUUCAGGGAACCCUGAAGAUACUCGUCAGCAAGCUCGAUGACCUCAGUACGUGUAACGACCUGAUCGCCAAGCACGGGGCGGCCCUGCAGCGUUCCCUGAGUGAGCUCGAGGGUCUGAAGGUCCCCGUUGAGGGAGGGGAGAAGAUCAAGGCAGUCAACGAACGAGCCACCCUCUUCCGAAUCACUUCCAAUGCUAUGAUCAAUGCGUGUCGAGACUUCUUGGACCUAGCGGAGACUCACAGUAGGAGAUGGCAGCGGGCGUUGCAGUAUGAGCGGGAGCAGCGUACUCACCUAGAGGAGACCAUUGAGCAGCUAGCCAAGCAGCAUAACAGCCUGGAGCGAGCGUGGAGAGAAGCACCCACGCUCGUCUCCAGCGCACCCAGUGCCCCUACCACCAACAAGGGAAGUGUGAGGCCGCUCAAAGGAGAAGCAAGUGAUGAAGAUGAGGAUACAGAGUAUUUUGAUGCCAUGGAGGAUUCCCCUGCAUUUAUCACAGUGACUGCCACUGAGAACACACAGCACAGGCGAUCUCAGAGUAAUUUGAGCGGAGCAAGCGGAGGUCACCCCGGUGACUGGAACCAGGACGACCAUAUGUCUCCAGGCUGUAAUGAUGUGUCAGGGAAGGAGCUGCAGCCCCGCAGACAGAGGAGGACUCAUAUCCCAGACAAACCCAAUUACUCCCUCAAUUUAUGGAGCAUCAUGAAGAACUGCAUUGGCAAGGAGCUCUCUAAAAUCCCAAUGCCUGUAAACUUCAAUGAGCCUCUGUCGAUGCUGCAGCGUCUCACUGAGGACCUGGAGUACCACGAGCUUCUGGACAAGGCGGCGCGCUGCGACUCCUCCCUGGAGCAGAUGUGCCUGGUCGCUGCCUUCUCUGUCUCCUCCUACUCCACCACGGUCCAUCGGACAGCCAAGCCCUUCAAUCCCCUCCUGGGCGAGACCUAUGAGCUCGAUCGCUUGGAAGAGUUUGGCUACCGCUCGCUUUGUGAGCAGGUGAGCCAUCACCCCCCUGCUGCUGCACAUCAUGUGAUUUCCAAACAAGGCUGGACCCUGUGGCAGGAAAUCACCAUUGCCAGCAAGUUCCGUGGCAAAUACCUCUCUAUAAUGCCUCUGGGUGCCAUACACCUGCAGUUCCACUCCAGUGGGAACCACUAUAUCUGGAGAAAGGUCACCUCCACAGUGCACAACAUCAUUGUGGGCAAGCUGUGGAUUGACCAGUCGGGGGACAUUGAGAUUGUGAAUCACAGGACCAAGGAGACCUGCCAACUCAAGUUCUCUCCCUACAGUUAUUUCUCCAGGGACGUUCCACGGAAGGUGACAGGUGUAGUGGCAGACAAUGAGGGCCAUGCUCACUACAUCCUCUCUGGUACGUGGGAUGAGAAGAUGGAAAGUGCUAAAAUCAUUCAGAGCAGCCGAGGGGCAAGUGGAUCAGAGGGCAGGCAGAAGACCGUCUAUCAGACUCUGUCCCCCAAACUGCUGUGGAAGAAAUACCCUCUCCCGGAGAACGCAGAGAACAUGUACCACUUCUCUGGUCUGGCAUUGACCCUGAAUGAGCAGGAGGACGGAGUGGGACUGACAGAUAGCCGGCUGAGACCAGACCAGAGGCUGAUGGAGGACGGGCGAUGGGAUGAAGCAAACUCAGAAAAACAGAGGCUGGAGGAGAAACAAAGAGCUGUGAGAAGGAGGAGGGAAGCAGAAGCUACAGACGCUGUGGUUGAAGAGUGUGAUUAUGACUCUGGUAGAGAAUACGAAGGCUACCAGCCGCUGUGGUUUCACCAGAGGAGGGACUCUGUCACUGGAGAGACAAACUUUGUGUACAAGGGGGGUUACUGGGAGGCGAAGGAGAGACAGGACUGGAGCAUGUGUCCGAACAUCUUCUAACCCAGGAACUGACCCCGGAUCACACCUGACCUCAUCAGACAGGAAACUGCUCAGCCUCCGGUCCUUAUGCAGUGGGGCGUAGCUGUUUUAUGAACACUAUGUGGACCUUUGUGAGCAAGCAAAUGUGUAUGUUUCACACACUCUUGGAUUACACUGUACCUCCACAUGUACACCCUCACUCUGUUUUUACUCUGGGUGAAAAGAAGGGACAUUCCCUGAGCAGUCCUCUUUGACACUUUACUGAAAUAGCAGUGAAAUAAUGUGUGUGCACUUGCGUGUGUGAGAGAGAGAGAGAUAAUGAAGUUGUGACAUCACACAAUUUAGGCACCUGCGCACUCCUGAAAUCAGGUGCUCUGUAAAUGCUACCCACAAUGCACUUUUCUUUGAUCACCCUAUUACAGAGUUUUACUAAUGGGAUAGAAAACCCGUAUCAAACAGCACUCAACUGCAGACUCACAACUAACAGGGACAAGGUCACUGAAACACAACAGUGUUGAAUGCACGUCAGUAUUUCAGUGGUCAUAAGCAACAUGUACUCAUCCUGUUUUAUUUAUCACAAUUGAGAUUAUGCUAAACCAAUUUAUAAACUAGAAAUUAGUUCCCUCUUUCUCUUCACAGGAAUGAUUUCAACUGCUCACUUUGCCUUUUGGUGUCAGGAAAUUUCUGAUUGUUAGAUUUUAUUAAGAGUUAUGGAGACCCAAAAUGUUCAUGAUUAAAUAAAGAAGACAUUAUCGUAUUAAUAACUAUAGACCAACAGUGUUUUUUAACCAUAAAAUCCUGAAAUAAUAAAAAAAAAAUUUUAAAACUCAACAAACUAAUUAUUGCUGCUGAUUAGUUGCAAUUUACUUUAUUCCAGUUUUAAUUUAUUCAAACAAUUUAAUUUACUAUUAUUUUCUAUAUUUUUUCCACAUAAUCCCACCUUCCAUCCAAAAUCUUCAUCUGUUAGUCAUUUAUGGGAUCGGCUGCUCCAUAAAUGGCCUCACACACAAAAGAGUCAUUGGGGAAAUAUGACAGUGUGAAGCAAAUUUAGACUUUGGAAAAAAAGAUUUUUAAAUAAAAACUGCUACAGAAAGAAAUUGAUGGGCUGCAAAAAAACUUAAUUGUGAAAAUAAGCUACGUGAAAAUAUACAUGAUUUUUUCACAAUUUUAUUGUGGUUAUAUAUGUUGUCUGUUUUCAUUUAUAUAUUUGUUAUUUUCGUAAUGUUUAUUCGUUUAGUUUGCAACAGUUUUGGUCUCCAUAACAACAGCUAAGAGGCUGGUUUAUCUGAAUUGAUCAAGUAUACAGAAAUGCGGUGUGGUUGUUGAGGUUUCCCUUUAGGUAAACACAAGUACCUAGUUAGUCUGUUAGACUGUAGUGCAUGUAGUGAUGAUAUAGCUGCUGAUCCAGGUCAUACUUUGAAUAUGAAAUGCGCCUAUGCUCCAAUGCAUUUCAGUUAUCUAAACAUGCUUCAGACAUCUUCCACCUGUGAUUCUGGUUAGCAACACUCUACAGUAGUCGGUCUAAAUUGUAACACAUCAGUGCAACAUUACAUUCUUAUCACUCUAAAGGAAUCUCCAUCAAGUACCUGAAUACGCAUGUUUCACUGUGAUUGACCAUAGAUUAGUACAUAUCUCUGCGUCGACGAUGAACCUUUUUUUUUAACUCUGUACGUGUACUUUACCUCGUCCUGUGGUGCUCUCCUAUGGCAACACGUACUGUGUGCUUGGUGACCAUUUUGAGUGACAUCGUUCUCAGUGAUUGUACAAAGAAUUAACCCCUGCGCCAAAUCGCUAGGUCAGACUUUCGGUCGUUGCCACCCAGUACAUCCCGUUGGUUUCUGUAGUGUGCAUUGCUCCAGCUCCACAGCCUCCUAUCAGUCACUAACUUGUAGUUCCAGUUGGUUCUUCUCCACCUGAGACGGGAGUGGUUUCUAUCAGGAGUCCAGAGUGGCUUCAGCUGACAGGAGGUCAGGGCUGGUUCCUGUAGCACAGCUUUUGUGCGGUCAGCUUUUGCAACAGAGGACUCCCUCAGCUGCUGCUCCAGACUCACCACAGCUCACACCUUGUAUUGUCCUUUCGUUCUGUGUUUGUGGACACGCUGAUCUGGGAUCAGCUCACAAGGGUACCCUCAGUCUUUUUGCCUUAAAUCGGCUAAACAAGGGAUGACGUCCUCUGACCUGUGCACUACAUGUCUCCAGUGACAUGAGUUUUGAAAAACAGUUAGUAUUUUUUGUAAUUCUUGUUAGGAAUGUAGAAUUCAAGGCUGGAGGUAUUAUAUCUACCAUGUGUCUAUUUCUGUGAAUAUUUUGUGAUAAAAGAAUGAUGAUUUAAGAAUAACUAGACUAAUCUGAGUAUGAAGUUAUCUGUACAACAUAGUUCAAAUCUGAAAAGAAGAAACGGAAUGAGCCUUAGGGUCUCUUGCAAUUUGAAUUUUUAAACCAAAUUAAUUUUAUGAAGAUGGAAAUUAAUCCUGUGGCACUGUCAUUUGGCUGCAGAUUCAUCUUUUUAUAUAUCCAUUAACUGUCUUAACACACUGAAAAUAUUUUUUAUAGAGUCCUUGAUGCUAGCACAUUAGUAACUGUGGUUCAGUUAUGAUUUCCUCUGAAGUGCAGGCCAUAAAGAUGUGAAAAAUGUACUGGAAAAGAAACUCAUUCAUAAUUGAAUACCCCACCAUGCUAUUUGGCUGAUAGAGUGAAGGAGAUUUUCCGUAUGAUAUGAGCAACUUAAAAUCUUAAUUGAUGUUAAUAAUUUGAUUUGAAAUGAAUGAUGAUUGAUGGGGUUUUUUUGCACAAAAGAUGCUUUUUGUCCCCAUUAACAUAAAAGAUACAUUAAAACGCAGUUUUGAUUUGUGGUUGGGAUGAGCACAGUUUGAUCAAUCACCAAAAUGGCUAGAAGGUAUAAUCCAGCAUUCUUGGAAAUAUGUUUUGGGAUUUUGUUUGUAUGAAAAGAUUGAUACCUCUCUCAUUUCUCAAGCUACAACCAGCAGCGGGUUGUUUUAUCUUAGCACAAAGACUGGAAACUGGGUGAAACAGCUACACUGGCUCUCUCCAAAGCUAAAGGAUCACAGUUGUUUAAGUCUGCUUGGCUGCUUCCAGCCAAUGAUUAAUCAAGCACAUAACUCACCAUAUUAUUGUGUUUUAAACAACUCAAACAAAUUAAAUGUUCAUUUGUUGACUUUGGAGCUACAUGUUGAUGGAUUUUUUUCCCCAAUCAUUGGACAAAACCAGACAUGUCAAUUUGUUUCCAGUUGCUAAGCUAACUAGCUGCUGUCUUUAGCCCAGCUAUAUGUUGAAUAGUCAGGAGUGGUAUUAAUCUUGUCAUCAUCAACCUAGGAGCAUAUUACCCAAAUGUUAAACAAUUCCUUUAAUUUUACUUUACUACUUGGGUUCUCUUCUUGUCUGUCUGCUUCACUCACACACCAACACGUUCAUGUAAUAACAAACUGUUGAAGUUGUGUACACUUUAAAUCAUAUCAAAGGGUCAAGUUGAAGGAUGGACACUAUCGCAGCAAGAUGACUUUUUUUUUUUGCUAUCUUGAAAAUCCUCAUUAGCAGUUUAUUCUGUAUCAUCAUCACGUGCAGUCAUGGCAUCUGAGAGAACACGGAUCACUGCUGAGUGGUGGUGAAGACUUCAGAAGGAAAUUUAGUUUGUGAUUUACUUUUUUUUCAGCUACCAAUAUCAAAGUUCACUAGAGAUUUACUUUAAUACAUUGUGUUUGAGAUGAUUUUAUACUCAAGAAUACAUAUUAUAUUUUGAAUGACAACGGAGAGCUCACCAUACGUAUUAAUCAAUAUAUUUUCAAAUAACUUGACCUCAGUACCUGAGUGCAUGGUGGUGACUUGCCUGUUGAAGUUGCCCCACUGAGGCCCUGUACAGUAUCGGACAGCUGUAGCAAUAAUGCAGUGAGGUGUAGAUUUGUUAGUUAAUGGCUUCAAACAGUCGUCUCCCUCAUGCAAACGGGAAAAACAACCAAAGUGUAAAUGGAGAGUGCACUGAAGACUAAAAACAAAACACUCUUCACCUGCCUUUUCAAGCUCAGAGGGAUCUAAUGUUAACCCCCUCUCAAUGUUUCUCUCAUUUCAUCUCACCCAACCCUCAAUUCACUGUGGGGGGAAUUUUUUUUCGCUUUAUUUUUUAUACUUUAGUCUUCUGUUAUGAUUUCUAACUUGUCAUGGGUGCCAUUGUUCUUAUGUUGGUGUUUGCAUACUGUCUGUACGCAUAAUGAGCUUGAUUUGUGGCACACAAGUCCUCCUGAUUUGAUACUGCUCAGUUUUGAGGCAGAGGCCCCCUGAUGAAAACUGAACCUUGCUUCUUCUUGGACUGUGACUGACGACAUUGUUGCGAGACAGACGUUGAUAUUAAAAAUCUGAAUGGUGAUGAAAGUUAUGAAAUGUAUCUCAACAGCGGCCUGGUACAGGAGGUCAAAGGUGAUUGACCUUCCUUGACUACUACUCCCACUUCCCAAAUACACUUAAGUGUAGUCAGCUGAAACUGCGGAUUCAACUGAGGUUUUUGCUUUUUUUUAAAUUUUAUUGUGUAUUUUCUCCCUUAAUUUAUACUGGUAACAUUGUCUUUACACAACAAAGACACAAUAAUGAAAAAAAUAAGAUAAUAAAGUUGUUAUUGUUGACACUGAA